AUGGUUAAUUGGCCGCACUAUCCUUUUGCAGCGUACCGAGAGAGUAGACCAGCUGCUGGAGUUAUUGCUGCUCUCGUUGGUAUCUCAUUAAUUGCAUGGAUCGUACAAUCAAAGAAAAUACAUUUUAGACCACGUCGACCUCAAAUUCUUAUUCUCAUUUCUCAUAUAACUAUGCUCAUCCAACUCAUAUUACGUGCAGCUUUCUCUAAGAGAACGAAUGAUUCGAAAGGUGCUUUUACUGUCUUAUCAGUUCUGCUUUCCAUUAGUCUACGUACAAUUAUUUUAGCAAAUUAUGAUUUUCUCACACAAGUACAUAAACUCAAACCGUGGAUCACUCGAACUAUUAUCAUAGGAUCAGUUGUUCUUGGAAUUACAUCGGCAGUUCUCAUGGCUCCAGCAGGUUCAUUAUCAUAUGAUCCUGAUAAAGUCGAUACGAGUUUUCAACUACGACAAGCAUCAUCAGCAAUUGUUCUUGGUUUGACCGUACUCUUCUAUCCAGUUUGGUUUCUAACAAAAACAAUAAAACAUAUGACAAGAUAUGCCUUUAUUCUUUUGAUUAUCUCUAGUUUCGCUUGUUUAAUAGUUGGUGUUUAUCUAGUGAUUAUAUCAGUUCCAGAGUAUUAUACUAAAUCAAAUGAAAAAGAAUUGUGGGUAUAUAUUUUUCAAAUCGUACCUAACGUUAUCGCACUAUUUGCAUGGUCAAUCUUGCAUCCGAGACGAAGUUUAAAACAAACAGAACCACCAAAAGAACCAUCAAAAGAAGAAGAAGAGACUAAAACUAAGACUAACGAUGGUGAGCAAAUCGUGCGUCUCUAA
Rotaria sp. Silwood1 is the source of this 816-nucleotide messenger RNA. Lineage: Eukaryota; Metazoa; Rotifera; Eurotatoria; Philodinida; Philodinidae. The record is from the annotation of a GenBank genome assembly.